Molecule: messenger RNA, 1374 nt
Organism: Cyclopterus lumpus (lumpfish)
Lineage: Eukaryota; Metazoa; Chordata; Actinopteri; Perciformes; Cyclopteridae
Gene: pou3f2a
Product: POU class 3 homeobox 2a
Exons: 1
Coding region: 1-1374 (457 amino acids)
Biological process (GO): brain development; regulation of transcription by RNA polymerase II
Cellular component (GO): nucleus
Molecular function (GO): DNA-binding transcription factor activity, RNA polymerase II-specific; RNA polymerase II cis-regulatory region sequence-specific DNA binding
Source: RefSeq, a predicted model, not a curated record
AUGAGCGGGGUGCUGUCAGGGGUAACCACAUCUGUCAACCGUUCUUGGCCAAUAAAGAGCGGAGCGAGGCGGACCACAGGUGCGCGCCUCUGCGUCCCCUUGGCACAGCGCCCGGGAGAUGCUGGAGAGAGACGCCUAUCUGCCCCGUGGCGCAAAAGAGUUACUGUCAAAGGCAGCCUCCUUUUAACUCCAGCUAUCACUCUGGCUCCGAUAGUUAUGGCGACCGCAACAUCCAACCACUACAGCGUCCUCACCACCCCCAGCAGCGCGCCGCCGCCGCACUCGGAGUCCGGGAGCAUGCAGCAGGCGGCAGCGUACAGGGACGCGCACACCUUGCUCCAGAACGACUACGGCACGUUACCGGGCGGUGGGCAUCCGCUCAGCCACGCGCAUCAGUGGAUAACGGCGCUGUCUCACGGUGACAGCGGGGCGCCCUGGCCAUCGAGUCCCCUCGGAGAGCAGGACGUGAAGCCCGUGCUGCACGACAGUGACCGAGAGGAGCUGCAGAACUCCAGCAGUCUACAGCAGCAGCAACAGCGACACCCUCAUCUAGCGCACCAGCAGGCACAUCACGACGCCAGAGCAUGGCGAACCAGCACAGCCACCACGCACAUCCCCGGCAUGGCGACAUCUGAGGGCCAGAGCCUGGUGUAUUCCCAGUCCGGCUUCGGACUGAUGCCAGGGGGAGAGCAAGGGGGGAUGCACCUCCACCCCCUGCGGGACGAGGACCACCACAGCCACAGCCCGCACCUCAGUGAACAGGGAGGCGGCCCUGGGGCCCACCAGCAGUCUCUCUCACACCAUCACCAGCACGGGGGCCAUCAGGACCACUCGGAUGAGGACACACCGACAUCCGACGAGUUGGAGCAGUUCGCCAAACAGUUCAAGCAGCGACGUAUCAAGCUGGGCUUCACGCAGGCGGACGUGGGACUGGCUCUUGGGACGCUAUAUGGAAACGUCUUUUCUCAGACCACCAUUUGCAGGUUCGAGGCGCUUCAACUCAGCUUCAAAAACAUGUGUAAACUCAAGCCCUUGUUGAACAAGUGGCUGGAGGAGGCGGACUCCACCUCGGGGAGCCCGACUAGCCUGGAUAAAAUCGCCGCGCAGGGAAGGAAAAGAAAAAAGAGGACCUCCAUCGAGGUGGGUGUCAAAGGGGCUCUGGAGAGCCAUUUUCUCAAAUGUCCAAAACCGGGAGCAGCGGAGAUCACCUCCAUAGCGGAAAGCCUGCAGCUGGAGAAGGAGGUGGUGAGGGUUUGGUUUUGUAACAGGCGGCAGAAGGAGAAGAGAAUGACACCCGCUGGGGGACAGAUACCAGGAGAGGACAUGUACGGGGACACCCCUCCUCACCACGGAGGACAGACUCCUGUGCAGUGA